Messenger RNA from Diachasma alloeum, 603 nucleotides. RefSeq names its product GTP-binding protein Di-Ras2. The record is from RefSeq and is a predicted model, not a curated record. NCBI's taxonomy places the organism in Eukaryota, Metazoa, Arthropoda, Insecta, Hymenoptera, Braconidae. Gene Ontology annotation, molecular function: GDP binding; GTP binding; GTPase activity. Gene Ontology annotation, biological process: signal transduction. Gene Ontology annotation, cellular component: plasma membrane. Bases 16 to 603 code for a protein of 195 amino acids. The transcript is spliced from 3 exons.
ACGGCAGAUGUCAGGAUGCCCGAACAAAGCAACGACUAUAGAGUCGUCGUUUUUGGGGCCGGGGGUGUCGGCAAGAGUUCGCUGGUACUGAGAUUUGUCAAAGGGACUUUUCGAGAGUCUUAUAUACCGACUAUUGAAGAUACUUAUCGGCAGGUGAUUAGCUGUAAUAAAAAUAUAUGCACCCUUCAAAUAACGGAUACAACGGGGUCCCAUCAGUUCCCCGCAAUGCAGCGUCUUUCGAUAAGCAAAGGUCACGCUUUCAUCCUGGUAUAUUCAGUUUGCUCACGACAGAGUCUCGAGGAGCUUAGACCAAUAUGGGCAGUGAUACGUGAAUUAAAAGGCCAGGAUAUCUCGCAAAUACCGAUAAUGCUGGUCGGCAACAAGUGUGAUGAGGAAACGUUGCGAGAAGUAGCAACGAGUGAGGGUAAAGCUGAGGCAGACAGCUGGGGAUGUGGCUUCCUCGAGACAUCGGCAAAGACAAAUCACAAUGUUAAUGAACUCUUUCGAGAUUUGUUGACACUCGAGAAGAAUCGUGCGGUAUCACUGCAACCGGUUUCAAGCAACAGUGCGAUAAGCCUUAAGGAGAAAUGUGCCGUUAUGUAA